GCCCGGCCUGCUCCUCGCCAUCUCUAGGGUUUGAGAUUUUACAGCCGCCGCCGCCGCCGCAGCACCUCACGUCCGUUGAGAAGUCGCAGCCGACAUAGUCCUCUCCGGAUCCGAUGGCCGUGACUUUCUCCGACCUCCACACCGGCGAAGGCCUCAAGGCGCUCGAGUCGCACCUCGCCGGCAAGACCUACGUCUCCGGGGAUGUGAUCAGCAAGGACGACAUUAAGGUGUUCGCGGCUGUGCCGUCGAAGCCUGGUGCUGAGUUCCCCAAUGCUGCGCGAUGGUACGAGACCGUCGCCGCGGCUGUAGCCUCCAGAUUCCCUGGCAAGGGUGUUGGUGUGAAUCUGCCUGGAGCGGGAUCGGCUCCUGCAGCAGCUGCCCCUGCGGCCGACACUGCCAAGGAUGAUGAUGAUGAUGACCUGGAUCUUUUCGGUGAUGAAACCGAGGAGGACAAGAAGGCUGCAGAUGAGCGUGCGGCUGCCAAGGCCUCCGCCAAGAAGAAAGAAAGUGGCAAGUCCUCUGUCCUGAUGGACGUGAAGCCGUGGGAUGAUGAAACUGACAUGAAGAAGCUUGAGGAGGCUGUUCGCAGUGUCCAGAUGGAGGGUCUCACUUGGGGAGCUUCAAAGCUUGUGCCUGUGGGUUAUGGUAUCAAGAAGAUGACAAUCAUGUUGACCAUUGUGGAUGACCUCGUGUCUGUUGACAGUCUGAUUGAGGACCACCUCCAAGAGGCGCCCAUCAACGAGUACGUCCAGAGCUGUGAUAUUGUUGCCUUCAACAAGAUCUAGAAUCCCAAUUAUUGGGCACUACAUCUGCUGCUGGGGUGUUGGAACUGGAUUGGUUAUGAUGGCAAGCGCUUAAGUUUCUCGUGGGAUGCGUGAUCUUACCCCUUUUAGUUACUCUGCUAUAGAAAUGGUCAAUCCGAGUCUAUUGUUCAGUGCUGCCAGGUUUUUGAAUGUCUGUUUAUCUUGAAUAGUUGAACUGCUGGGUGGUGAAACAUAUGCUGUGUCUAAAUUACACCAGUUUUCUUUGCAAUGCUAGUUUUGAACGAGGAUGAGAAACGUGUUUUCUGAUA
This is a messenger RNA of Panicum hallii, 1072 nucleotides long. Its product is annotated as elongation factor 1-beta. The record is from RefSeq and is a predicted model, not a curated record. Gene Ontology annotation, molecular function: guanyl-nucleotide exchange factor activity; translation elongation factor activity. Gene Ontology annotation, cellular component: cytosol; eukaryotic translation elongation factor 1 complex. Gene Ontology annotation, biological process: translational elongation. Bases 114 to 785 code for a protein of 223 amino acids. The transcript is spliced from 6 exons. NCBI's taxonomy places the organism in Eukaryota, Viridiplantae, Streptophyta, Magnoliopsida, Poales, Poaceae.